CUUGAAAUACUUUCACACCACACCGAAAGAAACCACCUUUUAUGAUAUUGAUAUCCCCCUUUUAACUCUUUCACCACUAUUUCCAGACACCAACACUUUCUUUCAUAACUCCAUUAAUGCCUGCUACAACAAGCUCAUGUUCAUGGCCUCCGGCAUGGACAUGGCUACUUCUCAACUUCUUCCUCUUUCUCCCUAAAAUACCCUCAUCCCACGUACCCCCCAUCGUCCCUACCUGCAGGGACAAGUGUGGAAAUCUCACUAUCAAGUACCCUUUCGGCUCCGACUUCGGCUGUGGCCAUCCGGAUUUCGCUAGAUACAUAAAAUGCACCUCCGGCGAGCUCCGGUUCUCCUCCGGCACCGGAAUUUACAGUGUCUCAAGCAUAGAUUACACCACUGCCACCCUCGUCCUCACUGAUCUCUUCAUGUCAACAUGUUCUUCCAUGCAAAACUCCGGCAGCUUUCGCCUGGAUCGGGGCAACCCGUUUACGUUAUCGUCACAAGAUACAUUCAUCCUACUUGGGUGCUCCAGGACUUCGCCUGUGUUCGACCCGAACGAGGAUUUGUGUGAUACGGGUUCGGGUUUGCAUCUUUGUAGGGGAAUGUAUUCUUGUGAAGGGGUUACCGGAAUCGGGUUGGAACCAAAUGCGCCUGUUUCGAGCUGUUGUGUUUAUCAACCCGUUAUAGAUUUCGGGUCGGGUUACUGGUUGGAUCUACCGAAACUUCAGUGUUCGUCUUAUGUUUCGAUGUAUGGAUUCGGUGGUGAUGAAACGGAUCCGAUGAAAUGGCAAUUUGGUAUUUCUUUGGAGUAUAAUAACUCGUAUUAUACUGACACGUGUAAGAGUUGUGAAGCGAGUGGUGGGUUUUGUGGGUUUGCUGGGUUGACUCAGUCCUUUUCUUGCAUUUGUCGUGGUGGUGGGAAUUCGACGACUAAUUGCUUUGGGCGAGCGUAUGCUUGGAGUGGGACAUGGAGACACAAAAUUCAAUCCAAGAUAAGUUUUGGAGGAAUUUUGCUCUUGUGGGUGGUGCUUCUCCUUUAAAUUUGUUAGGGAAUUUGGUACUUUCUUGGUUUAAGAAUCAAGAACGACUCAUUUUUAUUCGAAAUAAAUUAGUAUCUAUUUCAUAGUUUAGAAAAUUAUUAUUUAUUUGGCUUAAAUAUCAAAGAUGAUAAGUUGUGGUC
Molecule: messenger RNA, 1177 nt
Organism: Lactuca virosa
Lineage: Eukaryota; Viridiplantae; Streptophyta; Magnoliopsida; Asterales; Asteraceae
Source: the annotation of a GenBank genome assembly